AUGGUAGAAGAUAUUAAGGAUUCCGUGCCUCGCAACGGGUCUUUAAGUCCUUGUUUAGGUAAAAAUGCGCCCGCUAUGUCGAACGGUUUUAAGCUACAAAGCGCUUUUCAGCCCAGUUGCACGCCCAUUCAUUUGGAACAUCGUUAUUUGGUAUGGAAUGGCGUGGGUAUUGUAACUUCUCAUGCCGAUGGCGCCAAUGCUGCUAUUGACGUAGAAUUCCAUGACGCCAGUGUUCAUCAUUCAUUGCAUAUACCUAAUUAUAAUAAUCAUAAUAUGGCGAGCCUAAGUUCAACGGCUUUAGUUUUAGCCGGUGAGGAUUCAGCAAAAGUAGUAGUAAUUGCUUUAGCUGCUUCUGGUAAUAAGGAGUGGAGUAUGCAGUUGUCUGAAGAAGAUGUGGUAGCUGUAGUGGCUACUACAAAAUUGGUAGCUGUAGCGACAAGCAUGCAAUUUUUACGCAUUUUUACUAUAACUGGCAGCCAAAGGGAAAUAAUUUCUUUACCUGGUUCAGUGAUAUGUCUCUCAGGCUUUGAAGAUCGCAUUAUGCUGAGCUACCAGCUGCUCCUGUCAGCUUGCGGGUUAAGUUUAAAGUGUAAAAAUAUUACUUUGCCUUUAACGCCGGGACGGCAAUUGGUUUGGCAGGGAUUUAGCGACUGUGGCUCUCCGGUAUUCGCUGACUCUAUGGGCUUAGUGCAAUUGUUUAAUGUGAAAAGUAACUGUUGGUAUCCUGUUUGCGACACGAUGAAAUUAUCAUCCAGUGUUUCCAAUAAUUACUUCGUAAUAUCUUUGUCGGAGAGAUCGCAAAUACUCCAGGCAGUUCUUUGCCGCGGCUGCUCCUAUCCUAUGACUACUCCAAGGCCUUUGAUGCAAGAGUUACCAUUGCAAAUGCCAUUGUGUGACUUAGAAAGUGAAAAAACUUUACUGGAAGAUGAUCGUCUUAGAUCGUCUAUAAUGGCAGUUGAUAAUGCAAACAAAGUGAUAAAAGAAGUUUCUAUUAAAUUAUUUGCUUUAGCCUGCCGUGGUGAAGUAGAAACGCGAGCUAAAGAACUAAUUGAGACAAUAGCUUGUCCAGAUUUGUUAAUGCUAGCAGUUAAAUAUGCUACAAAAUUAGGUCGUAUACAUCUAGCUGAUCGCUUAACUGAACUAUUGCCACAAUUAGAAGAAGAGCAAGAGAAACGGAAACAAGACGAACAACUCGUCGAAAACACUUUACAACCGUCAUAUCCGACACCUACCUACCUGAACGGCCAACCUUUAAACAAUUCAACAAAAUUAGCACCCAAAACAAUGGAAUUGGGUUCAGGCAAAAAAUAAACUCUUAAAAAGUUUGCUUUUAAUUCAACGUCAGAUGACUCCAGAAAAUUUGGUAUGUUAAACGAUUCCUUAUUAGCCACAACGACAGACAUUUCGGGACAUUCUGAAUCGAUUUUGCCAUCGUACAGAGACUCGGUUGAUGAUACGAAAAUCAUAACACGUAGUCCAUUUAAUUCUGUAAAUCCUUUCGCUUCGAAACGGAAAAUUUCUGAAAUUGAUAAAGGCAGCGUCUUAAUGGGUUCAGAAAAAUUAAAAAUUGCUAGGAAAUAA
Glossina fuscipes is the source of this 1581-nucleotide messenger RNA. Its product is annotated as WD repeat and HMG-box DNA-binding protein 1-like. Gene Ontology annotation, biological process: mitotic cell cycle; DNA repair; DNA-templated DNA replication. The record is from RefSeq and is a predicted model, not a curated record. Gene Ontology annotation, molecular function: chromatin binding. Gene Ontology annotation, cellular component: nuclear replication fork. Lineage: Eukaryota; Metazoa; Arthropoda; Insecta; Diptera; Glossinidae.